UAAAAAUCGAGGAUUAUCAUUUCUGAUCAUUGUAAAAAAUUAACGAUUGGGGUAAACUUCCUUAUGUUUCGUUCGUUGUUUAUUGCAGUGACAGACAAACAGAAACUAGCUAAAUUAAAUGUAAUUCACUUUGAGUCAUAGCAUGCCAAAUUGAGUGUCAACAGUCUGGUCAGAGAUCAAUGAAAAGUCAGCUGGUUGACAACCCAAGAAACGAGAAAUCUUCAUAUCUGGUUCGCCUCUGGGCCGUGAAGAGUAAAUCAAUUAAUGCAAAACUGGCACACACCGGGAGCAACAUGCGACGCACCAAUAACUAUCCCUACCAGCCGCUAAACCAGCAGCCAUCUGGCUCCAGCCCGGUCGGGCAUGAUGCACUAGAGGCGGAGAACGAGCGCGCUGCCGAGGAGCUGAAACAGAAAAUAGGCGCCCUCAAGUCGCUGACCAUUGAUAUUGGUAACGAGGUGCGCUACCAGGACAAGCUAUUGCGCGGCAUUGACGAUGAUAUGGAUCGGACAUCGGGCUUCCUGGGCAACACAAUGACGCGAGUCGUCCGCCUGGCCAAACAGGGUGGCGGGGCCAGGCAGAUGUGCUAUAUGUUUCUCUUUGUGCUCGUGGUGUUCUUGUUGCUCUGGCUAACGCUCAAGUUCAAAUAAUAGUCGGCGGCCGCUGUUUGUUUUCUAAAAUAUAUACUUUCAAUCUUAA
This is a messenger RNA of Drosophila obscura, 699 nucleotides long. RefSeq names its product BET1 homolog (gene Bet1). Gene Ontology annotation, molecular function: SNAP receptor activity. The record is from RefSeq and is a predicted model, not a curated record. Gene Ontology annotation, cellular component: SNARE complex; Golgi trans cisterna. Bases 180 to 650 code for a protein of 156 amino acids. Gene Ontology annotation, biological process: vesicle fusion with Golgi apparatus; endoplasmic reticulum to Golgi vesicle-mediated transport. Lineage: Eukaryota; Metazoa; Arthropoda; Insecta; Diptera; Drosophilidae. The transcript is spliced from 2 exons.